AUGCCUUCCAUGCCACCACCUUUACCUGAGCCGCAUGUUUUAAACCAGAUCAUCAUCUCGCCCUCCGAUACCGAUUACCUAGAUCAACUGAUCCCUUCUAUCCGAGAAUACAGUGUCGGCAAUAGGACCCCGCAGCUCCUACAGUCCCUUUCCCGGUUCGCGAGCGACAAAGAGGCGGAAAUCGAAGGCAUCUGUAACACCAACCACCAGGAAUUCGUCUCCUCUGUCAAUUCACUACUACGAAUUCGAGAAGGCACGGUCUCUUUGACGGCGGAAAUCCUAGACCUCAAUCAAUCUAUUCAGACAAGUACGGAACGACUGGCGGAACAAAAGAAAGCCUUAGUAGAAUCAAGAGGCCAUCGGCAGAAUAUUGAUGAGACCUCGCGCGCCAUUCAGGAUUGUUUGGAAGUGCUCCGCCUUGCCAACCAGGUCCAUGACUUGCUAGCCAAGAAAAAUCACUAUGCCGCCCUGCGCGCUCUCGAAGAGCUACAAAAUGUUCACUUAAAAGGCGUAACCCAGUAUAAGAUUGCCGUUAUGAUUCAACGCUCGGUGCCGGCCACCCAGCGCGCGAUCGCUGAGGCAGUCAUGUCAGAUUUGAAUACCUGGCUGUAUCGGAUCCGUGAAAUGUCACAGUAUUUGGGUGAGAUCGCUCUUUUCCAUACCGAUCAGCGCAAGUCUCGACUUAAGGAAAGGGCGGAGAAAAUCCCCUAUCUGGAGCACUUCAAUUUGAACUCUGCCAUUGAAUUGGUGGCCGAUGAAGAUGAAGAAUAUGAUUUAUUAGAGAAUGAAGAUUUGCAGGUGGAAUUCACUCCCUUAUUUGAAUGUUUGCAUAUCCACCAGUCAUUGGGGCAAAUCGAGAAAUUCCGGAUCGAAUAUGCCAACACUCGCCGACGACAAAAAGAUCUGUUAACCCCUCCCUCCAUCACUCUUAUAGACGAGGAUGGAGCAAGCCUUCACAAUCUUCUAGAGGAAAUGGCAGGUUUCGCUAUUGUCGAAAGAGCCACAAUGAAAAGAGUACCGGACUUAAGGUCUUCAGUCGAUACAUGGAAUUUCCCGGUUCGCGUGUUCGAUGACUUUCUCUUAAAGCUUUUUGAGAAGUACUCCGAGCUCCUUAAGCGGAGGUUUAGCGAUGACUUUCAAGAGAUUGUGUCAACGGAUGACUAUAUGCCCAUGCCUAUUCAGACCUUGGAAGAGUACGAUAAGGUGCUCAAUGUGAGCUGGUACAAUUCUGGAAAGCCCCAUGAGGAACAAAUCUUUCCUUGCAUCCUGCCAUUCUCAAGGAUGUAUCCACUCUGCUGCAUUGACAUUCGAAAUUUUUUAAACCAGUUUUACUUCUUCGCCAAUGACGACUUUUCGCAUCCAGAUGUCAUCGACGAGACAUUGAAAGAUGCAUUGGAUGAUCUUCUAUCCCGCAAGGUUUGCGAUACUUUAGUGGAGCGUCUUUCUUCGCAAUAUUUGGGACAGAUUGUUCAAAUUCUCAUCAAUUUAGAACACUUCGAGGCAGCCUGUCGUGAGCUUGAAAUGCUACUUGCGGCUGCCAGAACUCAAAAUUCUACGGGAACAUCCAUUACUUUAAGAGCAACCGAAAAAUUUCGAAGCAACAAGAAAUCUGCUGAAAAGCGCAUCUUUGAGGUGGUCAAUUCCAAAAUCGAUGACCUUAUCGAAACAGCAGAAUAUGAAUGGAUGUCAACUAAACCACCUACGGAGCCUAGCAAUUAUAUGCAAACCUUGACUCGCUUUCUCUCUAAUAUCAUGAAUUCCACACUGCUAGGGCUGCCAACCGAGAUUAAAGAGCUCAUUUACUUUGACGCCCUCAGCCAUGCAGCGAAUAUGAUUCUGGCCCAACCAUUGGCUCCAGAAGUCAGGACCAUAAAUCCAAAUGGAGUCGCAGCGCUAGCAAAGGACGUGGAGUAUCUAGCUCAGUUUGUGGACAGUCUCAAUGUUCCCAUCUUGCGUGAAAAUCUCGAUGAACUCCAACAGACCGUGCAGCUAAUGCAGGCGGACAAUGCCGACGAGUUUUAUGAUAUUUCAACACGCAAUAAGAAGUAUGGGAGAGUUGAUGCCAUGCAAGGACCUAUUUUGCUUGAAAAACUUACGCGCACAGUCCAGGUUCCAAGCAAGGUGGACAAAUUCACUACCCUUUCCUCGCGUUUCAAGAAGACUCAAUUGUAA
This is a messenger RNA of Penicillium angulare, 2172 nucleotides long. Its product is annotated as Rab GTPase-binding exocyst subunit SEC15. The coding region runs from base 1 to 2172 and encodes 723 amino acids. The transcript is spliced from 8 exons. Gene Ontology annotation, cellular component: membrane; exocyst. The record is from RefSeq and is a predicted model, not a curated record. Gene Ontology annotation, biological process: exocytosis; intracellular protein transport; Golgi to plasma membrane transport. Lineage: Eukaryota; Fungi; Ascomycota; Eurotiomycetes; Eurotiales; Aspergillaceae.